ACUUGCUCGCUUUUCUUCACGGCAGCUUUGGUCUGAUGGUGAUGCUGUCUGAACCUGGAGCUGAGUAUUCUUCAGUACUUCUCAGUGAGAGUCCCCGUUCCAUUCCCCUGGUCCCUGGUAAGACGUACAAGAUCUCCUGUGAAGGAAUGGAAUGGCGUCGUGAAAGAGAAGUGGUCACGGUAACAUCUGUGGGUGACGGAGUCUCAGGAGUAUAUGUUGUUAGCAGUGGGAACAUGAGGAUUCUGAUGCUGCAACUGUUCACUGAGGACUUUGUUGGAGAGUAUGUUUGCAUGGAUGAAAGUGGAGAAGAAUUUGUCAUCAACCUUUCCACAGGUAACCCAGUCCUGAUUCCAAGUCGAGAGGUGAUAGGAUUAAAGAGAGACAUCUUUCGAACAAGUCUGCCGUUUUUCUCUGUCUUUGGAUCUGGGGACCCCCAACCUCAGCCCACCGACUACAGCUGGUAUUUCAAUGGAGACCGCAUCUUUGUCAAUGGAGUUCAAGACAGCAGCGUUGUUGAUGUUGACAGUCUGUUCUCAGAAGUACUUUGCAACAUGAUAACUCUUAAACAAAGGAUUGAUUCAGGAGUGGAAGGAAUUUAUGAAAGUGUCGUCAAUACAACUGCUGGGACCACCAACAUAUCAAUAACACUAAAUACGGAAGCUGCACCUGAUCCUGUCAUAUCUGUCAUCCAAAAGUACUCCCUGGCUACUGGGGGGUUGACUGUAGUGUUUAACUGCAGUGACAGAAUGGCUGACCCCAUCCCCACCUUCUCCUGGGGUAUCAGUGACAUUGGUGGGUCAGGAAGUUCGGUUAUCACCAGCUCCUCUGGAAAUGAAGGCAGGGAGUCAUAUCUGACCAUAGCUGAGGUGGUCUCUGCCUUCAGUCGAGUAGAGAUCAGUUGUGAGUCUAGCAAUGUGGUGGAGGAUAGAACUGUUUCUGAAGUUGCAACACAAAUUCUCACCGUUUUUGAUACAAAUGUGUGUGAAACCGCAUGUCACAAGAAUGCCACAUGUACUGUUUUUAUCGGAAGUUUUGACUGUACUUGUAAUCCUGGAUUCAGUGGAGAUGGUCUCUAUUGUCAAGAAAUAGACAAGUGUGCAAGUACGUGCCACAAGAAUGCCACAUGUACUAAUUUCGCUGGUUGUAUUUGUAAUCCUGGAUUCAAUGGAGAUGGUCUCUAUUGUCAA
Geodia barretti is the source of this 1187-nucleotide messenger RNA. The record is from the annotation of a GenBank genome assembly. Lineage: Eukaryota; Metazoa; Porifera; Demospongiae; Tetractinellida; Geodiidae.